UACUUUUAGUUCUGUCAAAAUCUAUGGGACAAAUUUCUUCCUGCUCCUCAACCACCACUAUAAAUUUAUUUCUAACUUCCAGUUUAUUCAUGACUACAUUUUAAAAAAACUAUUUCUUCCUAUUUUACCCUUCAUUGUCUGAAAAUACUUUAACUUAAAAGUUAUCAUCGUACUCUACCAAAAUGUGUUCUAUAUUUUAUUCAAGUUGUCAUUCCUAGGUAGGUAUGUGUUUUUGUAUAGCCAUGUUAUAUUUCUGAAUUAGGGAAAAACGUAAGAAGUGUUUUAAAUACCAAAUAAGUGUUUCCUAUUAUUAUGCUAUCAAGAAUUUAACAAGUUCCAGUCAAAAUGAUGAUGUCCAAUCCAACUGAGAAUUGGGAUCCUUCAUUAACUAGGUUAUUAACGUCGUUAAAAGAAGUCCAGUCAGAUGGCGAAGAUGUCGCAUUUUUAAGUGAAUUACUGCAGUCAAAACAGUUGCACGCUCUAGUCCAAGUUCAUAAUAAAAUAGUAGCGAAAGGAAGGGAUGACAAAUUUUAUCCUUUGUUAUCUAAUGCUAUGCAAGUGACACUAGAAGUGUUGGAAAUGUUUGGUGAGCUUAAAACAGUCUCUAAGGAGUUCCAAGAGCUUCUGAGUCUGCUUCAGAAACCUCACUUUCAGGCCAUACUGUGUACUCAUGAUGCGGUGGCCCAAAAAGAUUACUAUCCACAUUUGCCUGACAUCCCAGUCGAUGCUGAUGAAGAUGAGGAGACGGUGAAGAUAGUUCAACUAGUCAAAAGUGAUGAGCCUUUGGGUGGAGCUCAGAGUGCCGAGCCAAUUGUGGGUGCGACAAUAAAAACGGACGAGGAGACAGGUAAAAUAGUGAUCGCUCGCGUGAUGCACGGCGGGGCGGCGGAUCGAUCCGGCCUCAUACACGCGGGCGACGAGGUCAUCGAAGUGAACGGCAUAAGUGUGGAGAACAAAACGCCGGCGGAUGUGCUCGACAUACUGCAAAGUUCGGAAGGGACAAUAACGUUCAAAUUGGUGCCAUCAUUCGGCAAGGGAGGAAGUCGUGAGUCGAAAGUGAGAGUUCGAGCUUUAUUCAACUAUAACUCUGAUGAAGAUCCAUAUAUUCCUUGCAAAGAGGCUGGCCUUAAUUUUAAGAAGGGAGAUAUAUUGCAUAUUGUAUCACAGGAUGAUGCGUAUUGGUGGCAAGCCCGACGAGAAGGAGAUAGGGUUAUGAGAGCCGGUUUGAUACCUUCACGGGCUUUACAAGAAGGAAGGAUUAUUCAUGAGAGACAAAGUGAUCCACAGACUUUGGACGGCAAGCCAGCCCUCUGUUCACCGACCAAUGCGAACUCAGACUGCAGUCCAAAAACGCCGUGUUCGCCCACAGCAAACGCCACUGCCUUAUUGCCUUGCAAAUCUACGCCAAAAGUGAAGAAAAUCAUCUACGAUAUUAAAGAAAACGAUGAUUUCGACCGUGAAAUGAUACCAACGUACGAAGAAGUGGCCAGAUUGUAUCCAAGACCAGGUUUCGUGAGACCAAUAGUACUAGUUGGUGCGCCCGGGGUUGGUCGGAAUGAAUUGAGGAGGCGGUUGAUCGCUACUGACCCAGAGAAAUACGUGACGCCCAUACCAUAUACAUCCCGGUCGCAGAAGUCCAGUGAACAGAAUGGGAAGGAGUACGUCUUUGUCACGCGGGAGAAGAUGGAGCAAGACAUUUCCGAAGGGAAAUUUAUAGAGCAUGGGGAAUAUAAAGGGAAUCUGUACGGGACUUCUGCGGAGAGUGUGGAAACUAUCAUUAAUUCUGGGCGCGUAUGCGUGCUAAGUCCUCAUUGGCAAGCGCUUAAGAUGCUGCGCACGCCACGCCUUCGUCCAUAUAUAGUGUUCGUUAAACCACCCCCGUUCGAACGCCUCGUGGAUACCAGGACUGCGGCCAACGCGCGGUCCACCUUCGAUAAGGAGAGCUCUAGGGCUUUUACGGAAGAGGAAUUCCACGACAUAGUUCGUUCGUCCACUCGCAUCAACUUCUUGUACGGCUAUAUGUUCGACGAAGAGAUCGUCAAUGAGGAUUUAGCAGGCGCCCUGUCUCAACUUCUGAAAGCGUCCUGGCGCGUGCAGUCCGAGCCGCUCUGGGUCCCCGCCUCCUGGGUGCAAUAGUUGGUAUACGUCACACGGUCAGACUUAGCGAAUUUACAAUGCUUUCGAUAUAUUUUUGCCGCAUAUAUUAUUGUUAAUUAGUUCCCUCGCAGUAUCGGAUAGCCAAUGACGAGAAACGUACAGGGUUCGCGAAUUUAGUACGGUAACGGUCGGUACGGGUAGGGGUACGGGGAGGGGGAGGGGUAUGGGUGCGCCGCCGGCCGCGUGAUCGAGUCGGGAACAUGGACGCGCUGCGGCGGCGCUACGGGCUGGUUCACACGGGCCGGCCCACGCGCCGACAGUGCGUGUGGAUCAGCCUUAAACGAACGAUUUGAAUACAAUGCUCUAUUUUAUACUUCACUCUUGUUCAUAUGAUGGUACAGAAACAGUAAAUUUUUCGAAAAUUAUGCUUAGUAAUUAACAUUGCACAUUAUUAUUUGGGAUGUAACGCCGAUUUAAGUUAGAUUUUUAUUAUGAAGUUGCCAACUUUAAUUUUACGAAUUGUUCAACGUCUUUAUGGGGACAAAAUUUGGGUUACAUUUGGGCUUAAUGACGGGAUGGAUUCGUGCGUUUGCGGUCGCAUUGGCUAUCUAAAUGCUGGUUUAUGCAAUAAGUAACAACAUAGACAAUACCGCUGAAACCAAUCGCCAUACCACUUGCGAGAACACCGCUUCAGUUAAUUUAUUUAGUUUAUAUUUACCAUCUAGUCAUAGUGUUUCUUCCUACUGGAAUUGCUCAAAUAGGCUAACACUCUGGCAAAUGGUAUGACGAUGCUUAUUUGGUUAUAUUUGACAAUACAAAGAGCGUUCGCUACGACUAGCGUGUCGCUCCUCCACCCGCUUGGUUUGACCAAGCCGUAUGUCGUGCAAAUUGGAAAAUCAAUUUGCUCGCGUGGCUGAUGAAUGCCUUAUACCAAAUAAUGUACUUACAACUUUCCAAAGACAAUGAUCUCGAUUUCGUUUAACGUUAUUAUCUUAAUUUAUUAUAUUUAUUGUAUAUUUACGGGUUUAUUAUAUUGAAAUGUUUUAUUAUCUCUUAAAUUCUAAACGUUUUUUUCAACGGACUGCUACUCAUUCGGCUUAUUUGUACCUUUUCUUGAUGACUUUAGAUUUCGUCAUUUGGUUACAGUUUUGAUCUCGUUUGUUCAGGUUCCCGUUCGUUUGUUAGUUUUAGUAUCAAGUUCCAAAUAAUUGUUUCACCAAUUUAUUCCUUCGUCAAUGUUUCUUUCACAUUGUCCCCCAAAUGUCAAUACGGUAUGAACACCUACCGUUGUUAACAUCUUAUUGUUUAAUCCCUAAAACUUUUCACUUACUCUUAAUAAUAUAGUCAUAAUAAUAUUGGAUUUUUUCUUCAUAUAAUAAUCGGUAAUUUUUAAUAAUCGUAGUUAUGUGUGUUUAGUGUAUUACGUAGUAUUUAGUAGGUUAAGGAUAUUUACUCACCAUAACAUAUACUCAAUAUUCUCUAGUUAUGUAGUUAAUUACAUUAGCACCAGCAACAUGUUUCUUAGUAUAAGUGUGUAGAAAUGUGUUGAUGGUUAAUAUUAAUAUAACAAUUACGUGUAACUUAAUUGCACCAUUCGAUAGGCUUAACCGAUAAAAGUAAAUGUUUAAGUACACGCGAUUUACUCGGUUUUUCUGGUUUUGGUUUUAAACAAUUGUUGGGUUAAUUUUUUCGGCCAUUUGUUUUGUGAUCGGCGAAGUACGCGGCUAAAGCGAUAAUUGAUGGACUAACCCCGAGCUGCACGGGUGCGUUAGGGUUUUGUGAAAGUUUUGCAAGGUUAUCGUCGUUCACUUUCUGCGCACUUAUUCAUUUACAGUUCAAUAAAAUUCUUUGACAAAAUUUGAUUAAUUAUCGGUUAUUUCUUGCACAUCAACUUAUGCGUGUACUUAAAAACGUAGUUAAUAUAAUAUGGGGUGACGUAGGAUACUGUCGUUCUAACUGGCCGUAUGCCGAUGUCGUUUUACAAAUUAUAUCUUCACGGAUAUGAGAGACGUUCAAUAUAAUAGUAGUUAUUUAGAUUGUAAGGCCGUAGUCAUAAUCUUAGGUAGGUACCAUAGUUACCUGCGUAACAUUAUGUAAUAACUCUAUUAUAUAGUUCUCUCGGUACUGUAUGUUCUGGGAAAGUUGUUAUUCUUUACCAUCGACUCGUUGAAUGGAAAUAAGACGGUUCUGUGUAUUAUUUUGUUGUUGUCUAUGUUAAUAGAUGACGUAUAAAAUUUUAUUCGAGUUGAGAUAAUAGGAAAUAUAACAACAACUUAUAGCCCUUGCCGUUGCAGUUCUUCGUAUUUCAACAACAUAACUCUCAGUUAAAGUUGUUGUAUAAAUUCGUUUUGUGGUCUUAUCAUUUUAAUUUUGUACCAGCGUUGUCCGCGUCAGUCUACAUAAAAAAAAAAACAAAAACACACAUUUUCCACAAAUUUUGUAAGAACAAAUGCGCUGAAAGGGACUUACGCAGUUUCUCCUGUGGGAAAAUUUGAAGCUAUUUUCUUCAGUUGUAAUGAUUAUUAUUGUUACUACAUACUUUGUCUUUAAACUAAUAUUCGUCAAAGACGCUCGCGCUAAUCUCUAAUGCAUAUUCACUAUCGGAAGCGAUGCGGAAAAGAGAUGGAAAGUGUCGCCAUUUUGUAAAAGGUUUUAAGUACUGUGAGCCGUACUUUUAACACUUAUUACAUACACCGUAGGACUUACCAGUGCCUUGUUCCAGAAGUCUGAUUUUAUAGUAGAAAAUUUUAUAGGAGUAAGUGACUAGGAUCCGGGGGUGGGCCGGGCGGCGGUUACGUGUGUUCGCCAUUCGCUUGAUGACAGUUUUAUGGUGGAAGUGGGGUCACAAGUAGUCUGUGACUGUCACUUCACAACGAAAGAUCGUUAGCAGGAUAAUGGCGAAGACACGUCGCGGUCUCUCGGGCGUGGAGGGCAAAAAGACCGGAGCCGGAUCACUUAUUUCUAUAUUUUCUCCUACUAUCCCUUUCGGCAGGGAUGGGCUGGCAACCUCGGGUUCUUUUCGGUUCUAAUCUAUACUAAUAUUAUAAAGCUGAAGAGUUUGUUUGUUUGUUUGAACGCACUAAUCUCAGGAACUACUGGUCCGAUUUGAAAAAUCUUUUGGUGUUAGAAAGCCCAUUUAUCGAGGAAGGUUAUAUAACAUUACGCUAUUAUUGGUGCGUCUGAAUAAAUAAAUAAAUAAAUAAAUUGCGCUAAGACCAACAGGAGCGGAGCCACGCGGGUGAAACCGCGGAUCGCAGCUGUUCUAUAAUUUUAUGCGUAUACUUGUUUCGACGUUCAUUUGGUUGAAUUUUGAUGUUCAUUUGAUUAUAAUAUUUUAAACUGAUUAGUGGUUGGGUUUGUUGCGUAAUUAAAGGAUCAUUAUUUAAUAUCGGACAUAUGAUUUUUUAAGGGGUUGUCGGUUCAUUACUGGUUUAUCGCUACGUUAAUGCAGUACAGACAUAAUUCUAUAAACACUAUCCAUCUUUUUCCUACUUUGGCAAACUAAUGGAAAUUUCUUUGAUCUCAUUGUUGUUACCGUCUUUAUUUACCAUUUGAAGGAUUGGGGAACGAGUGGUUGAUUAUUUUUUAAACGGUCACGUGAUCGUGAUAGAUUUAUAACUACUAUAAUCGAUAUAGGCAUGUCAUAAUUAUAAUUCAAUAUUGUCGUUUUAAUUCUAUUUUGAUUUCUAUAUGUGAAGUCUAAAUAUUUCGUAUUUAUUAUUAUCUAUAGGCAUAGUUAGGUAUUUAUUAUUUAAGGUUAAGGAUGACUACAUAACUUCAGAAAUCGUAGAAUGUGUAAAUGUUUAUAAUAAUUCAUAUAGGAGUGAUUUUUCCUCUUCUUGUUUCCGUUUGCAAACGUUUAAACUCAAAUAAUCGACACAUCUAUAAUUACUUAUAAUACUCUUAUAAUAGACGACUACAAAACUUCAGACGUAGUUUAAGUAUCAUCUAUCUAUUAUAUUUCAUACUAAUUUGUAUUUACUCAUAUUUAACUACUAUAUUAGUAUCACUCUCUAUGUUAUUCGUAUUUAUUGUUAUUUAUUAAAUUUAAUUAUUUAUAUAUUUCUCUAAAAACUAUUGAAUAUUUUGUGUAUCUAUGCAAUAAAAUAUAAGUGUUACCUAUCGAUCUUUCUCUUCCUCAUAAUAAAAUAAUUCGCGCGGAAUAGUAACCAAACGCGAUAUAGUUGUAGGUUUUUAGUGAAUAGGCAUUAGAUAGUAAGAAAAAAAAACAAAAAAAUAAAAAAAAAAUAUUCAGGGUUCGAAAAUAUCCGAUAUUUUUUAUGAAUAUCGUAUGUUUAUGAUAUAUAGCCGAUAUGAUAUCUCAAGUUUGAUAUUUAUCAAUUUUGCUGGAAAUCCAUAUUAUGAUUUUAUUAACUACUGCGUGUGUUACUCAUUCAUACGACUUAUUUAGGUACUUAAAAUCAUAACUUCAUUUACAAAAAAAAAAAAAACGUUAAAACAUAUUUUUUAUAAAAAAAAAUUUCUUUAAUUUUUAAAUAAGUUUUGUAUUGAAAAAACAUUGGAUAUAUGUCACCAAUUGAUAUCUAUCGGAUGUAUAUCUUGAUAUAUAUCCACGGAUGUAUGUCCUCGAACCUUGAUCUAAUCGAUCGUUCUCUUCCUGAAAACAAAAAAUGUAAUCGCGGGGACUAACGUCCCGUCGCGAUUUAGUCGUAAUAUAUUAGUAACUAAGGUCCCUUAUAGUUUCGACCGACUUCAAAAAAAGGAGGAGGUUCUCAAUGCCACUGAUGAUUAUUCUUUUUUAUUUGGAAGCCGGUGCGUCUCGUUUAGUCCCAUUUCAAUUUAGUCUCGGUUUGACAAUUUAAUGGUUUAGUUUUUUUUAAAUAAUUAUUGGUAACUGUUUUCCUUAUUACGCAACUAAUUUAUCGUUCUCCUCCCCAUACUAUGAGGUAAUCUCACAUUUGGACGAAUGUUCGAGCGCGGUACAGUCGUAGUUUAUAAUUUAGUAGGGCUCCAUUAUAUUUUGUUCUUUAUUAUGUAAACUUAUUGAUCAUUUCAUUCAGCAAAUGCGCGGACUAAGGUCUGAAUAUUGUUAGUCGUAUGUAAUUAGUUAGUAGGUACUUAUGACGUAGUAAAAAAAAAAUAAAAUAAAAAAAAAAAUCAGGGUUCGAAAAUAUCCGAUAUUUUUUAAGAAUAUCGUAUGUUUAUGAUAUAUAGCCGAUAUGAUAUCUCAAGUUUGAUAUAUUUAAAUUUUACAGGAAAACCAUAUUUUACUUUAUUUAUUUUUGAAUACUUUUUGCAUAUGUGUUACAUAAACAUGCUAAGAUUAUCAAAAACAAUACAUAAAACUUUUUUAAUGUUUUAUUGAUUUAGGUCUUUAAAAUCAAAUCAUAAAGAUCUUCUUUAAGAUUUUUGAGUCAUUCAAAUAAUUUUGUAUUGAAAAACCAUUGGAAUAUCAUCAAACUCAGCUUGAUCAAUAUUUAUCGGAUGUAUAUCUUGAUAUAUGUCGAUUGAUGUAUGUCCUCGGACCCUGAACCCAACCGAUCAUUCUCUUCCUAAAACUAUAAAUCAAUCGCGGGGACUAACGUCCCGUCGCGGUUUAGUCGUAAUUGUAUAAGUGAGUAGGCUUUAUUAUGUGUUUCGUUCAGUUCCUCCAUAUGAAUUCCCAAAAGACAAUAACCUGCAAAAAUAGUCGCUAUUUUGAAAUUAAUUUUGUUUUUUAUAAUCCAGGCAAAUUGAAACACGGUCAUAGUCCUUAAUAUUUGUUCUAUUUAUGAGCCAAUAUCCUUAGGCCGCGUUUCCAUCUGCAAGUAAACUUCUGCGAGAACUGUCCGACGCGACAGUCUGUCUGACAGCAACUUGCACUUCUACUUGCAGGUGGAAACGCGGAAUUAAACGUGCAAGUUGCUGUCAGACAGACUGUCGGACAGUUCUCGCCAAGUUCUCGCAGAAGUUUACUUGCAGAUGGAAACGCGGCCUUAUGCCAUUAUUGUAUAUGGCAUUUAUAGUUUAAGAUUGUCACAUUUUCGCUCCGCUACUCACAACCUAAUCAACGUGGCAAAUGUGCAUGCACAAUUAUUUUGUGCAAACCGGCUUGAGCACUAGGCCCCGGUGAUAUUGCAAGUUUGUGCAUGCAUGUUUGUCUUUAUUAGUAGUUUUUAAUAUUAAGAAUAUUUAACCAGCAGCUCUUUAUGUACUCAUUAUAACAUAAGCGUCUAGGUGUUAAGGUGGCCAUUCGAUUAGGGCCUUAUAAGUUAAGAUACUCCGCGACCGGAAUGUUAGUUUAAUGUUGUCUCAACACGUGUGGUAUAAAGGAUGGAAUUGUAUUUACGUAGUUAACGUUCAGUAGUUAUUGAUUCGUUAGCAUUGCGCACGGAUUGCAGUUUCACUGGUGAUAUAGCUUAAAAUUUACGUUAUCGAAGAAUUGAUGCACAAAGAUGGUUGAGGCGCGACCGUCGACCACUUUGAUACAUUUUAAUUUAGUACUUACCAGCUUCCGCGUAUACAUACUGCAUCUAUUUUUUCUUUAUCAGGGUUGUCUGAUCCCAUUUUGUUUUGUGAUAAAGGACUGUUCUUCCAAAAAUUAUUCCAAACUUCUUUAAUUGAACUUGAAGCUCUAUUCUCUUGCCCAACUCAACAAAUUAUUACAUUUCACCAUUCUAUCAAUGUGGCUACAAAAAUAAUUUAUUUAUCUUAAACUUUCAAUCCUUCAGUGAUUAUCUCCCUUCUAGGGACACCCUGAGACACCUUCUUACUACUGCCGGACAAACUGAGAUUUUCUAUGUUUCAAUUCUUAAAAAUCAAUACUAAAAAUGAAGUAUAUCCGUAAUCCGCAAUUAUUAUAAUUGUUGUAGAUGUAAGGCAAUCUAUAGUAGGAAAGAUAUUUAUUAUCAUUCUUUUUGUAUUUCGUUCAUUUCAUUCGUUAUUGAUUGAAUCGCUGCUAAAUAAUACAUCAUUAACACAACUGCUGUAACAAUUUCGACUUUCGGAAUUUGAUUCGGUUGCUUUACAAAUUAUUUUAUUCAAUUUCAUGAUAUCAAUCAGUUUAAAUUGUGAAUAUUUCGAGUCCAUUUCUUUCGAUAAAAUCAACAUUUUUCAAUUGAAGAAAUCUUCUUAAUUAUAAAAGUUAAUUGUAAGCUAGGUAAUAAGUCAUGUUGAUCGGUCACUAGUUGUACAUAACUACAUAGAGAUAAAAGGGCAACCUGAUAACAUGUAAAGUAGACACGCGAAGACCGCGCCACCGAGAUGGCGCGUGACGCGUUUAUUUCCCGUAGCUUUUCUGUUAUUACUUUUUCAUUUCCCUCUGGGACGAUUAUUAUAAAGCCAAUUGAUGUGCUAUCUCGCUAAUUAAAUAUAAGUGUUCGUUGAUGUUGAGGUGUUUAUGACUUAUGAGUAGGUAAAAUGGAUAUAGCUCCAGCUUAUAGCUGUCGAUGCGAUGAUUGUCCUUAGCUGUAGUGACUAACGAAGAAAAUGAGUAGAUUUUUUACUAGAUGUUGUAUUGAGUGCAACGUAAGGAUUCUUCUCUAGUUAAGGCUAUUUCUUGCUAAGGUUCUCUUUAACGUGUUUGUGUUCUUAACCUCUAAUUUUGUCCCCCAGUGAUGGUUUGAGGGGGAAAAUUCAUGCUCCAGCACUUUUGCUGUUGUAGCAUUUUUUGUACUUAAUUUAAUUUGGUAUUUAUUAUUGUUGUUAAAAUAGGUUUUCUUCAAUUUAAUGAUUUCUUAAAAGUGAUUGAUUUCCUAUCUUUAUCCCCCAGUGAUGGUUUGAGGGGGAUAAUUCAUGCUCCAGCACUUUUUGCUGUUGUAGCAUUUUUCAGUUUUUAAAUUUCGUUUUUAAAUUGGGUUUGUCUUUUACAUUUCUUUUAUCUCUUCUCGUAGAGUAAUUAUACAACUUGUAACAUUUGAACAAGAUUCCUAAAGGGCGUAUCUGUAAUCUUAUCGACACACCGGAGGGUUCACGUUAUUGUUCUCGUUGUAUAUUUGUCGCGGGUAAUUUGGAUGAUUGUGCCGUUUACAUACGGCGUUGUCAGCUAACAACGUUCGCAGUUAUGUAAUUUGCUGGGGAUUUCCCAAACUUCCAAAGGCAGCAGGAUGCAAGUCAAGGAGCAUUUCUGUGUAGGUUCCACCAGAUUUUCCUACUUCCAGGUUUGACCAACAAAACCAAUAGAACCAUAAUACAUAACUGCGAGCUGUUUUUAAACCGACAAAUGUUACCGCAUCAUCAUAUAGAUUGUCUGCGACAUACUUAUGUAGGCUACGUCUUCUUCUCAGCGUAUAUCUUUCUGCCGGGUAUUUUAGAAUAGGUUUCAUUUUUCUUGGAUGUUUGAUUAGUUUAAUGAUCUAUGUCGAUAUAUUUUAUUGAAUCCUGGUAUUUUUUGGUUUGUUUAUAUCAUUGAUAUUCAUUAUUAUGAUUCUUUAAGCCAAUCCGAUGCUUCUAUUAUUUUUAUCCCCCAGUGAUGGUUUGAGGGGGAAAAUUCAUGCUCCAGCACUUUUUGGCUGUUGUAGCAUUUUCAGUUCUUAAUUUAAUUUAGUAUUUAUUAUUGUCGUUUAAAUAGGUUUUCUUCAAUUGAAUGAUUUCUUAAAAGUGUUUGAUUUUCUUUCUUUAUCCCCCAGUGAUGGUUUGAGGGGGAAAAUUCAUGCUCCAGCACUUUUUGGCUGUUGUAGCAUUUUCAGUUCUUAAUUUAAUUUGGUAUUUAUUAUUGUCGUUAAAAAUAGGUUUUCUUCAAUUGAGUGAUUUCUUAAAAGUGUUUGAUUUUCUUUCUUUAUCCCCCAGUGAUGGUUUGAGGGGGAAAAUUCAUGCUCCAGCACUUUUUUGCUGUUGUAGCAUUUUUUAUUUCUUGUAUUUUUUUUUGUUGGGAUGAGUUCAUCUGAUUUGGAAGUUGAUACAGUAAAUUUACUUAUUCCUUAAUUUUUUCCAUUUUCAUCCAACAUCUAACAGUACUGUUUUAAGUGAUGUUAGCAAGCAGGUUGUUUGUAUUGACUUUUGUAUCUGUGAAGGGUCUCUACUUCCUACUUCCAUGUUUUAUUUUACCAAAAAUAUAAAUAGGCGAUAUCAUAUCUUCCAUAUAAUAUCGACGAUAAAAGAAAUUACCCCUUCCAUUGUUAUAUUACUACUUUACGUUGUUGCACUAUCUUUUACCCGUUAAAUACACGUCAGCACUCAUCGAGCACUUCGUCCUCUUGCAAAUUUUACUUACAUUUCUUAAAUGCAACACCAUUUUGUUGUGUUCAAUCAAUGUUCACAAAGUAUCCCCAAUAAAACCGUCAGGAUCGAAUCUUCCCUAUACUUUAAACCUUUGAACAUCGGUUCUCAUUUCUCUUGUUUACAUAAACUUAAUGUGUCUUGUGUGCACUCAUGAAUCGUGCGAUAUGCCUGAGCGAGUGCUUUCAUCAGGUAUUUGCAAAUUUGUGUGUUCAUUCUUGUAUCUUAAGUUUAUGUGCACUGUUCACUUCAUGUCAUGUCGUGUUGAUUGUAAUUUUACCAACUACUUUUGCUGCAUUACCAUCUGCAUCAAGUUGAUUUUGCACUCCCAUCGUCUCAAUACGUUUGCAUUUAAAGGCUGCUCAUAUUUUAAAAUGCGGUUUUUUCAUUAUUCUAUAUUUAUUUUUCGACCCGAUGCUUCGACCACUUUACAGCGAACAUUGGGUAAAUAAUGGUUAAACGCGUUUUAUUAAGUCUUUAAUUUACAUAUGCAUUAAUCGAUUCAUUAUUCUUUCAUUUCACAUAUUCAUACAUUCGUUCAUUCAAAUUGCACCUAUUGUUGUUGAAGUUUAUCCAAAAAGUCUUACCUCGAAAACAUCUUCUUCCACUUGAUUUUUUUGUGUCAAGUAUACCUAUACUCGCCACUACAGUGAGAGUUUGAUGGAGGGUUCAUGCUCCGGAUUACUUCAACUGUUGUGGCAGUUUCGAUUAUAUUUUGUUAAAUAGUAUUUUUCUUCCAUGACAUAUUGCCUGCGAAAGGUCUUUGCUCUUAUGAUGUUUUGUGCGAUGGUUACUUCUGUCUCCCCUUCACAGAUUAUGCAACGUCUUACGUCUUCUAAACUUUGACUCAUUUCAGUAUUGUCUAGUAAUUUUUACAAUUUUGAUAUAUUAAAAUUAUGAUUCUCAUUGUUCUAAUUCUUAUACCAAUUCUUUUAGUAUAACUUUCGAGUUCGUAUUCAGUACAUAAGUGAGCGUAGUUUAAUUGAUAUAAAUAAACAAGUUAACGAACAUUAUUAUUUCAUAUGUAAUGUUUGUAUUGAUUUAUUUACGUAUAGCAGCCAGCAAAAAUCGGGCAUACCCGCGUAGUUUAAGGAAUAUAAGGCAUUUUUGUUUGUUAUCUUUUAAUUUUGCAAAACAUUAUUCCUUAAUAUGCUGAAUUAGAUUAAGUCGAAACUCGUGAAGAAAUAGUAACAGUUUCACUAGGAUAAGUUUAAUAUAACGAGUACUUCUAAAACGGAUAGUGUAAGGCUUUUUCGUGAGAGCGUUUAUUUUCGAUAGUAUAGGCUUUAGACAUUAUUUUUCAUUUGCUAUCGUGGUGCGUAGAUACCCACGAUUUGACCCCAAUUGAUGCAAUAAUCGGUAAUGAUGAAACUCGUCUUUGAACGAUAACAGUUUCAGUAGAAUAAGGAUAGUGAUUAGUGAUACAGAUUACGAAUAGUUGACCGGCUAUAUACAGGUGUAUGUUCUAAUGAUUAUUUCCAACAAUUGCAUAAUCAACGGAUGCAGAUAUGAAUUGCUGAAUCUAAUCAUUAGACAUCCACAUCAUAUGUGUGUGGUUGUGCAACUAUUCGGGCCAUCGAAAUUGGUCAUAUAUUAAUUCUAAGAUAAUUAUAAUUAGGAUAAGGGUUGUUGUCAUCUUAUAGCGAACUAGAAAGCUGUGUGCCAUGCCUCGGUAAUUAUUUAAUUUCAAUCAAAUACGUCUCUAAACGACAGUCAUUAUUUUUUAUUCACAAAAUAUUGGUGCGACGUAUUUCGUAUAUUUGUUUUGAUGGUGGUUAAGAUCCGUUUGGUGUGGGUUACGUAAUUUUGGUUAGAAUCGGAUUAAUGUUGUGGAUGUUGGUUAAUAUUUUUGAUUUACACAAAUUAAAACAAUAAUGGUUAUGCAGUUUGAUUCGAUCAAAAAAUAAAUAUAGUGAGUUAAUGAUUUAUUGGAUGAUUCUGUUCAUAUAACAACUUUAUCGUGACAAUAGAAACCGUCAGCUCUUGUCCGUAUAUAUUAAUUUCAUCAUAUUUAAAGUUUGUUCGUUGGUGAAACACGCAAUUACUUUUUAUUUAUUCUUCUUAGUUCAUCGCGGAUUAACUUUAUUUUUAAAAGAGGAUACGACGUUCCUCGUUUUUAAAUUGUAGGCUUAAGAGAAAACAAAAUACCUCCGUACCAGUUCAUUUUUAAAGGAAGCGGAUUUCCUCGUUAAUUUAUUUUCAAAUCGAUGUAGCAAUAGGGAUGCGACGAUACACAUAAAUUAGUUUUUAUUAGAAUUAAAUGUACAUAUGCGACGCGAUAACUUUAGUUCGGUAAAAUUAGCAGAUUUCUCGUGAUAUAGUAUAUUUUUUUACGCAGCGAUUCACUAAGCUAUGCCUUUUAUUCAAAUAAUUUUUUGGAAAAAGUGUUGGCGGGUAUACUAUUCUAAUUAAAUUAUUUGAAUAAAAGUUAUGCUGUACGUUUAAAUUUUAGAGGGAAGAGGAUGCGACGUUCCUCUUUCUGUAAGUAAGCGAUCGUUCCUCGCAAUUAUUAUUUAAAGGGUGUAAGGGUGGGAAUGUAACAUCUCGCUAUUUUUAUUUGGAUGAAAUCAAAGCGGGGAUGUCGUUAUUCCUCGUAUCGGUGGGUGGCAGUUAGGCGGCGCGGCGUGCCGAAUCUCACUAUUUUUGAUUUCAUCUAAAUAAAACCAACGCGGGGCUAUCUCUAUUACAGAAGAAACAGGAUGCGGAUUUCCCCUUUCUUUUUAAUACAGAUCUGGCUUCCUCGCAUUAGAAUUAGUAUGCCAAUGCAGCAAUCACUAAUAAACCGAUGUAACAUGCACUCACUAGAUAGAAAACCGAUGCAACAUUCACUCACUAGGCGAAACCGAUGCAACAAGCACUCACUAAGUAGAAAACCGAUGCAACAUUCACUCACUAAGAAGAAAACCGAUGCAUCAAGCACUCACUAGGUAGAAAACCGAUGCAACAGUCACUCACUAAGAAGAAAACCGAUGCAACAUUCACUCACUAAGAAGGAAACCGAUGCAACAAGCACUCACUAGGUAGAAAUCCGAUGCAACAGUCACUCACUAAGAAGAAAACCGAUGCAACAAGCACUCACUAGGAAACCGAUGCAACAUUCACUAUAGUCGAUAUACGCAGCUAAUUAGUUUCUAUCGGAUAAAUUUUUUCAGCGGUAUCCUUAUUAUUAAAGAGACAGGAUGCGGAUUUCCUCUUUCUUUUUUAUAUUAAGGAAAAUGUAUAAUAUUUAUUCGAAUGAAAUUAAUGCGGGGAUAUUUCUUGUUGUUCAAGAAUCGUAUGCGGUGGUCGACUUUCUUGAAGGAAUAAGAAAUCCUUCCCCACUUUUUUGCAAUAAUUUUUAUCUGGAGUACUUAAUUAUUAAAAAGAUUGGUUGCGAUAUCACUCUUUCUUUUUUAUAAUUAAGUAUCGUUCUCCUCGUGAUAAUAUUUCUAGGGAUAAAGGUUAAGUAACGAUUCCUUAAUUUUGCCUUAACUUAUGCGGUGUAUUGACUUUAUAGAAAAAGGAAGCGAGAUACCUUUUUCAUAAGUUUUUUUAUUAUUUUCAUGACGCUAGAGUAGAUUUAAUAAGUUUUUUUUUAAUGAUUUUCAUCGAGCUAGAGUAGACACGCGACGUUUCACCAAAAAACAAACAUUUAAAUAACACCAACUAUUUCUUUUUCGGUCAAAUACAUUGAUUUAUUUAAUUUUGAAUAUAAAUGAAUAUUUUUUCUUAAAUUUUAAUUUCGAAAACUCUAAAAAGAAGUAAGUCUCCCAGUUUUUUUAAUCGAAUCAAGUGUGUAUUUUGGUAUUUUGUUUCGAAAUUAUUAAUUGUAAUAACAUUGACUGUCGUUUGAGGUAUUCAAAUUCAAAGUAUUUUCAAAGAUAAUCAUAAUUUACUUAAGGGCAAAUUUCUCAAUCGGUAGACUUAUAACCGAGGAAUAAUGUCGAUAUUUUGAUAAUUUCUCUAUACAAAAUUAAUCGAAGGUAUUACAUGUUCCACGGCAUCGAUUGAAAGAUUGGUCCUUUAUAUUAUCUGACUUUAAAUCUUUUCGUUCCGUUUUUAAGGAAAAUUAUACUUAGUUUUUUAGCAAAGUUUAUUAAUAUGAUUAUGUUCUUUACAACUUCAAAGAUUUCUUAAGUUAUCGACAGGCAUGCCAAUUGAGAUCGUAACAGCUCUGGUGAUGGUUGAUAUCCGAAUGUGAAGUAGUUUUAUAGCGGUAUUUUUUAAUUUUAUAUUAUAAUAUUCAGUUUAUAUUGUAAUGAAUUGACAAAUUUGAUUCAUUACGAUAAUUUAAAAGAAGAGACAAUUCGAGUAUUAGCUAUAAUCUAGGGUAAGUUCCGCAAUCGUUCAGAUUCGCGAUGAUCGUUUUUGAGGUUUAAUUAAUAUCGGUAUAGUAUAAGUAUAAUUAAUUAGUAUGCAAGUGAUUUUAUGUCUACGUUUUCAUUGAACUGGCAGAUGAUAAACUUUUUACAAUUAAGGCGAAACGUUGUUAUAAAAUUAUUAUUCAGAGUAUAAGAUUAGUUGAUAUUCGUGCCAGUUCUGUGAAGAUACAUAAUACGCUGCUAUUUAUCAUCCGCGCUCUACACAUCGUGCCUUUGCUGACAGUGACGUCUUGGGCGAAAUCACAUUUUAGCGUAAUGCAUGAUAAGGUUAUAAUAUAUUAUAUUUAGAUGCCAUCAUAUAUGAACACGAUGCGUGCUUACAAUGUUAUCGCUCGUUCAGUAUAUCUCAUUGCUUCACCAUCGCGGGCUUGUCUCACUUAGUGUCUAACGAAUAGGCUAGAUCGAGUAAGAUAUAGCUCACAUUUAUGAAAUUCAAUAGUAGUUUUAGAUUUACGAUUGACAUUAUAAACGGUCAAUAUUAAUUUAAUAUCUUUUUAUAAGAAUAGCAUUAAAUUGCUGUGUGCGGUGCCGACACUCAUUACAAUAAGGACAAAAGUUAUAGACUCCAACUAUAAUGUUUUGUCUGAUUAUAAAUGUGUAUAGAUAUUUUUUUAUAAAGGGAAGAUAUUACCGGUUCAGAACGUAGUAAAAAAGCAGGAGAUUGUGUUAACGGAAGGCCAAGCAGGGGUAAACGGGCUAGGCAGUUGCGUAAAUGAUCAAUGGAACACCUUUGGGUUAAACAACCAACACUUACUGAUAUAUAUGCUGAGCAUUCCCGUAAGAAUCCGGUGUCAGCUGUAUUCGUUAGUUUUCUAGCUCUUCCAUUUAAGACCUUGGAGGGGUAGAAUUGCAUAGAAAAAUGAUGGUCAUUGACUCUUAAGAUCUUUCAUGUAACGCGAUGGUGCUGUGUAUACCGCCCUCGUACGAAACUCUAAUCACGUAUGAAGGAGAACAUCUCGGUCUACCUCCUCUUUUUGCGAGUCAAAGAACGCGCAGCAAAUAUAAAAUUGUAGUAGUGUCGCUCGCACACAUAAUUGAAAAUGUACAUUGAAAGUCAUCAGGUUCAUUAGAUUUUUAACUAGUCUAAAUUUGGAUUAUAACUCCAAUAUAUUAAUAUAAGUAUAUAUUGCAUAUUCAUAGAUAUAGCUAUUUACGGUAUAAUCCAUUGCUCUUUACCUGAUAGAUUUAACUUUAUCCAUAUAAUUAUUGGAUAUUAAUUAAUAAGAACGAGGAAACAUUGCUAACUAUUCAAUAGCGUAGGUAUAUGAAGUGGCUACUUCGUUUAAUAUAAUAAGAUUUAUAAAAAAAUAUAAGUAUAUUACUCAUGCUACUGUUCUUAGUACACUGUAUAAUUGUAAGAAUUUGUGGUUUAUCUCAACAUCAUAUAUUAUUAUAAUGAACGUUUUGUAGUCGUCUACUACGAGUAUAAGGUAACAUUUAAAUUAUUAUAUCUUUUGUAGGUAUUGUGUAUCGUCAUUGACAUUAUGGACCCUUUAUAUGCAGCUUAAUUGUUAGGUGGACGUGUCACUAAGUUAUUUAAAUGUGUUUUUGGAUAACGAAAUUAUCAUUGGACGUUCAAUGACACUGUUACUUUCUUACAGUUUCAUUGGGAACUCUUUUCUGUAAUAAUACUAUGACAUGAAGCAGGAGCAAUGUGGUUUGUGAGCUGUACUAAUAUUUUUUUGGUGUCACAUACAAAUUUUUGACGUUUAGCAACAUCGCUUCGUGAGUUCACCCUUGCGGUUGCGUUGCUUUACGUGGUAGAGCCAAGCCUUCGCACCUCUUCAGGGCCGGCUCGUCCGGGGAAGUACCACGACCCCACAGAUACCGAAAUGGGCAAGAGUGUCAUUUCUUCGUGUCACUCUUGUCCAAAAUGGUGUGGGAGAUCCGGGGGCCCGAUUUUCCUUUUUUGUUUCCCUCUAUCUCUGUGGUUAGCUCUUCCUCUUCACGCAGUUUUUAAUUUGACUUCAAUUUCCAUUUCCUCUAUCGCGUAUUUCCCCCACUUUAAAUCUCUCGUCUUCCUUCACGAUUAUGUCAGUGUCUUCGCACUUAUUUCCAUUAUUAUUUACUGUGAUCAUCUGCACUUUUUUAAUGUCUUCAAUUUUAAUUGUUACACUUGUAUAAUCUCACCUAUGCACUCGUUCUAUUUCGAUUUCCUAUGAAUUUCAGUAUUGACGUUGCACAGUUCUGUACUUUAUUUCAAUAUUUUCAAUUUACCUUACCUCUCCCCUACAUGAAUUUCAAACUUGCUCAUCUCCCUCCCAGGACAGGGAUUUCAGUAACUCACUUCGACGUCGUACUAAUUUUAUUGCACUUUUUUUAAUGAACUUGAGCUUCAUCGUCCUACAAUCCCUUAUUUAUUGAUGUUUAUAAUUCCUUGUCACCUUCCGGCACCUAUUUCUCACACUUCCCCUCCGUUGCACUUUAUGCACAAUUUCCGACACACCCUUUCGUACUUGUUCAAUUCUUCGAAAGUUUCUCUUUCCGUUUCAUUUUAUAAAUUGCUGGUUUGCUGUUGUAAACUGUUUCUAUGAACUUGGUACAGAGAUGUACUGUAAUUAUCCGACUUCAAAUUUACUGCAUUUGAUAUGUAUAUGUUUUUCCCACUAAGGGAUAUUUCUACGGUCUAUCUCUUUGCACUUGUGAUUUUAUUCUCCUUUCCCUCCUUUUCUUCCCUUUCUCCUUCACCACACCUACCUCUCACUAAAUUCUAAAAUUUCCCUAACCCUAAUCUUGUUCCCUGUGCACUUCCCUGUAUAACUUCCCUGUAUUCUUUAUUGUAAUAUAUUUUGUAUUAUUUUAGAGAAUAAUAAUUUAGUGUUUGUUUAUUGUAACAUUUAGUUAUUUUUUUCGCUGCGUAUGUAGAAGAGUUCCGUUAAUGAUUAUGUUCAUUAUGAAUUUCUACAUAACAUCGUUAACGGUUUUAUCAUUUAGCUGGUUACCGUAAUUUUUGUUGAUACUGCACAAAACUCGUCUUUCCACUAAAUUCCACGUCUUUAAUAAAAAAAUGCUUACCUUGAUAUAUCUUUCACUGUCACUUUACGAACACUCAUGCUCCUGCCGGUUUUCGUCUUUCCCUCACAGUGGGUCGACUCGGUGGAUUGAUAAUAUCGUCUUAAUCUGAUGGGCUCUCUUCGCAACCGAGAGCGUUGGUCCAACAAAUGAUCGUCAAUGUUUACCACCUAUAAUAAUGUUUACCACCUAUACUAUAGCGAUUACCUCUACUCGCCCAACUCUGCCCCUUGUGAAGAGGGCCCGUAAAGUUACUUGCACGUUUGCAAUCAGGGAAAGAUCUGGGCACCCAUUUCCCUUCUCUUCUGUCGUCCACACCUUCGUUUUUCAAGUUACAAUUUCGCUAUCCAAAAAUACUCACUUGUCUAACAUUUAGAAUAAUUUGGUGUAUAAUAAUUAUCGUGUACUCAGUGAUAGAUUAUUUAAUGUUACUCUUUAUUCAUAUUAAUUCUAUUUUUCUUAGCUCAUUAAUUGCUACCAAAGUCUUGAUUAUUUCGUUACGUAUAGAAUAUUUUUACUGUGUAUAGAGAAAAACUAUUAUUUAAAUCUAUUAAACCCGUUCGGGACCUUUAACUGUAGAUAUAUUUUGGGAGUUAUGAUUAAGAAUUUUACUUAGCAGUAGAAACAUUAUUUUCGAUUGAUCUACGUAGAUUAUUUUCUUCUGCUAACUGGUAUAUUUUGUCUUAAUUCAGUAUAAUAGAUACUCAUCUAUAUUACCCUAAAAGUUUGCUUGACUUCGUUAUUGCAAUUUGUCUAAAAGACGUUAUUUUGCACAAAUCUUCUAUAAAUCUAUAUCUAGGACUCAAUUGCGACCUUUACUUGCUCAUCUGUUUCACGUCGGGCCUAAUACUCAAAAUCUAUCGGCUUAUUGGAGUUCUCUUUAUUUCUUUCAAUGUAGGGGUGAAACAUAAUUACGCGUGUAGUUUCCUAAGGAUAAUAGAUAAAGCAACGCCUAAAGAACAGGUUUAUCGUUAUCUUAGUAGGGAUCGUGGAUGCACAUCUGAUUAGUGUCGAGACAGACCCUGAAGUUGACUUUCGAAUCUUUUCUCUGUUCUGAUCACGUAUUAUCAGACCUUCAGAUUCCUGACUCUCUUCGCUAUGUAAGCUAUUCUGGUCUAACUAAUAGCUAUCAUUUGUGGUUUCUUUCGUUAGUAUUAUGUGAUCUCAAUGAUUUAUUUAUUUAUUCACAGCUAUUGUGUUAUAAUUUAAGUAAAUGUAUUUGAUGUUGUCAUUGUUUAAAAUUAUUAAUUGUACGUUAUAAUGUUUCAAAUUGUAUUUUAGUGUAAGAAUCUAUGUGUAUUAUAAGUGUAAUUAUUGUAUUUGAUUUAUAUUCAAGAUGUGUUUUAUUUAAUGUAAAUCUUUGGAAACCGGCAACAUUCCUGUAUUAUCAAUUGUGCUAUUGUAAUUUCUGCUCGGGAUUUUGAACUUUUGUCCCGUCUUACUUGUGAUUCUAUGUCAUCUUCUGCUUCAAAGACUAAAAAAAAAAUUCUAAAGCUAAUUCAUGUUGUAAACUAUAAACCUUUAUUGUAAUUCUCUUUCCUACGUAUUUCUUGUAUUAAUUUGUUUCGGUUGCGAAAAACACUGAAUAUAUGACUUGUCUAUAAUCCAAAAUUCUUCAAAAGUUCAAUAUCCGCUGCCUAAAAUGACCUAUUUACUGUACUGUACUAUCAAUAAAAAUACAAAAAAUA
Colias croceus (clouded yellow) is the source of this 20314-nucleotide messenger RNA. It is a transcript of the gene metro, whose product is annotated as MAGUK p55 subfamily member 7. Lineage: Eukaryota; Metazoa; Arthropoda; Insecta; Lepidoptera; Pieridae. The record is from RefSeq and is a predicted model, not a curated record. Gene Ontology annotation, cellular component: plasma membrane; cell-cell junction. Bases 346 to 2136 code for a protein of 596 amino acids. The transcript is spliced from 11 exons. Gene Ontology annotation, molecular function: protein binding.